AUGGAUUGCCAAACUCUGAGCUCCAACGUCGGCGACAUGGACCAGGCAAAAAAGGUGUCCAUUCAUCUGUAUCGUUUGUUAUGCGAAAGACAAGAUAACCUAGUUCAGGACCUCAAAAUAGUGUCGGAAGCUCUUGAUAAGAAAGGAAUAGGCAAGCAUGUGGUACCAGCAGAGCCAUUACCAGACGUCGUAACAGAGGAGGAGCCCCACGAAGCAGAGGAGCCGGCAACCGAAGCAGAGGAGCCGGCAACCGCUUCCCCGAAGAUGUUAAUCGAGCCACCUCCAGAUAAUGUCACAACGACGACGCUCUCACUACCACAGCAGCACAGCUCACCAGCCGGAACAACUCGCAAACUUACUCCAAUGCCACGACAUAUCCAUCCACCACAUCAUACGAAACCGAUUCGCUACGCUCUUUUCGAACCAUCAAACUGGAUCUACGAUGGUUGCCUGACCGACGCCGAGUUCGACGAGAAAUGGGCAGCGAUUCUCGAGGCCUAUCAUCGCUUCCAGCACCAUGUCCCCUCAAAACCAAUUCCCCGAGCGCCUCCACAACCGUCACAACCUCCACCAUCAUCAUCUCCGCCACCGACAGCAACGAGUUGUGCGAGGAGACAUUCAUUCGAUAAAUCAAUCGGCCACUUCGCCAAGAGGACAUUCAAUCGGACAGCGCAUUAUUUUCUUCAGAAAAUCAGAGAUCGGUCUAACCCUGAACAAGCCCUGGAUACUGUACCCGCUGCGAUCUAUCGAAGGCAUGCUAUUGGUCUAUACUGCCAGUUCGAGUCUGUACCUGCAUGA
Molecule: messenger RNA, 798 nt
Organism: Haemonchus placei
Lineage: Eukaryota; Metazoa; Nematoda; Chromadorea; Rhabditida; Trichostrongylidae
Source: the annotation of a GenBank genome assembly